Procambarus clarkii (red swamp crayfish) is the source of this 786-nucleotide messenger RNA. RefSeq lists its product as uncharacterized. The record is from RefSeq and is a predicted model, not a curated record. Lineage: Eukaryota; Metazoa; Arthropoda; Malacostraca; Decapoda; Cambaridae.
AUGUCGCUGCUCGUCUUACAGAAAGAUCGGACCUCUCCUGGCAAAACUAGAAGAGAUUUGACAUCUUAUGACAACACUGAAAGAGAACUGACUUCUCCUGUCAAAACUAGAAGAGAUUUGACAUCUUAUGGCAACACUGAAAGAGAACUGACCUCUCCUGUCAAAACUAGAAGAGAUUUGACAUCUUAUGACAACACUGAAAGAGAACUGACUUCUCCUGUCAAAACUAGAAGAGAUUUGACAUCUUAUGACAACACUGAAAGAGAACUGACCUCUCCUGUCAAAACUAGAAGAGAUUUGACAUCUUAUGACAACACUGAAAGAGAACUGACUUCUCCUGUCAAAACUAGAAGAGAUUUGACAUCUUAUGACAACACUGAAAGGGAACUGACCUCUCCUGUCAAAACUAGAAGAGAUUUGACAUCUUAUGACAACACUGAAAGGGAACUGACCUCUCCUGUCAAAACUAGAAGAGAUUUGACAUCUUAUGACAACACUGAAAGGGAACUGACCUCUCCUGUCAAAACUAGAAGAGAUUUGACAUCUUAUGACAACACUGAAAGAGAACUGACCUCUCCUGUCAAAACUAGAAGAGAUUUGACAUCUUAUGACAACACUGAAAGGGAACUGACCUCUCCUGUCAAAACUAGAAGAGAUUUGACAUCUUACGACAACACUGGAAGAGAGCUGACCUCUCCUGUCAAUACUAGCACAUGGAUGGCCAAUAGAUUCUUGAAAAUUAUUCAUAUGAAGGAAUUACAUCAAAAUAAUGUGUCUACUAAUUAA